UUGUCCAGUUCAAAAGUAUAUCAAGAUAAAUUCCAAAAAUAUCUGUACGCUCAAUCAUGUCGAUGACCCGAACUCCACCGCCAAAACUUCAAAUGAGAACACGAUCAUCACUACAAGUGGAUAACGCGCCACCAUCGCCGCCGGGCGCGGGACGCCGUGAGGAAAACACGGAAGCGGGAAAACGUGGUGCUUCGACAAAUGAAAGUGGAAGUGCAGGUAAUGGUAAAGUGAUCGGGCUGCUAAAAGGUGACAAGACCCCGGGCAAGGCCGGGGAGGCCCAGAGGGAUUCAGCUAAUAGCAGUCAGCCAUGCUAGAUACACCAGACAUCACUGUUUUGAUCAAGGCUCCAAACCAGAAGCACGACGACCAUCCUGUGCAGUGCCGAGGGACUUGGACAGUGCAGCAGCUCAAAGGACAUUUGGCAGAAAACUACCCCACAAAACCAACGCUCCGGGAGCAGCGUCUGAUCUACUCGGGCCAGCUGCUGACUGACGACAGCCGGCUGGGGGACGUCCUGCGCCGCCAUGACGACGACUCCACCGUCCACACCGUACACCUGGUGUGCGCGCCGCCGGCCGAAGCCGCCCCCUCACACGCCGGGGGCGGCCUCCGACACAGGCGCCAGCAGCAGCAGCAGGCGGCGCAGCAGCCACAGCCUCAACAGCCACCACAGCCGCAGGUGGCAGCGGCUGCGGCGCCGCCGGCCGGCGCGCUGCCGCACCAGUACGACCUGGGUCAGUGGGCGCAGCAGCUGCACGGCGGCCACCACCAGCUGCUGGCCAUGCAGCACAUGUACUCGCAGUACUGGGCCCAGUACGCCCAGAUGAUGCAGUACGGUCCGGGCUCGAUGCCACUCAUCUGGCCCCAGCCGACUCCGGUACCGGCCGCCGGGUCGGGACACCUCCCGGCCGCCGCCGCCGCCGCCGCCGCUCACACUCCGCCGCCCGCCGCCCCCGCCCCCGCCCCGGCGGCCGCCCAGCCGCCGCCACCCGCCCCCGCGCCGGCCGCCAACAACAAUCAGAAUGUUCGACUCAAUGCGCAGGGUGGUGUGAUGGACGAGGAGGAGGACGCCGGCGGCCAGUGGGAUUGGCUCGACUGGCUGCACGGCCUGGCCCGCCUCUCCGUGCUCUUCUUGGCCGUCUAUUUCUACGCCUCUGUCUCCCGGCUGGUGCUCGUGCUCGGCUUCGGAUUCCUGGCCUAUCUGUACAACCAGGGCUACUUCCAGCCGGCCCGGGUCGCCCCACCACCCGCUCCGGCUGCCGCUCCGGCUGCGGCUGCGGCUCCGGCUCCAGCGGCUCCGCGGGAGGAGCAGCCGGGUGGAGAGGACGGUGGGGACGCCGGUCAGCCUCCCCGCCGGGAGGACGGAGAGGAGGAACGACGGGAGGACCGCCGGGAGGACGGAGAGCUCCGUGUCAGCGAGGAGCUGCGACGGGUGAUGGAGCAGAUGGGCGUGGAGCCGCCGCAGCUGGAGAACCGGCCGCACCCGAUCACACUGGCCUGGACCUUCUUCAAAUCAUUCUUCGCCUCACUGAUACCAGACCGGAUCGAACAGUGACGCCGCCCCCUGUACUCCCACCUACACUGAGUGUAAAUUCGCUGUACGCGCCUCUAGCAUAGCUCUGACACUAGGUUAGCGAACGCAACAUAAUUGUUUAUUACGGCAAGGCGUUGUCCUGAUAUUUAACGUGGACGAACCGCUCCUUACCCACCCUGGAGAGCGGUUGGGUAGUCUGAUGGGUGUGUAAAAUCUCCGGCGGUAGUCUACCACCGGUAGUCGGUAUCAUGAGUUCUAUUUUUGUGCCAGAUGAUUUUAGUUGCUCGUCUGUUGCGGCGGCGACGGAAGGUUUGUGUGAUAGCUAGUCGGAGAUCGGCCCGACGGGUCGGGUCGGCUCGGAAAUGGUCCGCGGUAUGUGGUGCUUUCUGAGAGAGAAAACUUGUCGACAGCGCGGGGGAAACGGACGAGACUUUCGGAGCGAGUCGGCUCGCUAGGGCGGCGUGUGGGCUGCUUUAGAGAGCGUCGGAAACCCCGACUUACGCCGCCACUGCUUGGGGAAAUAGUUGCGGGCGUGUUGCUAUUUAAUAAUCUAGAUAAACUAUAUGUUCUAUUACGAUAUCAGCUGACGACGACGUUCCGAGAAGCUUUUGACCGUGUGCCGUGCUCUUAGAAAAUAUCAGCCGGGAAUAUCACAGUUGUCUUUUAGGGUUUUGUGCCCCUGGGUGUGUCCUUUUUGAACGGCGAAUGUUUCUCCAUCCCUCUUUUCUCUUCCUCUGGCCAGUGUUCCAUCUCUCCCCGGCUGCCCUCUCCCGGACCGGUAUCUGUCUGUCUGUCUGUGUGUCUGUCUGGAGACCCGGCCGCCACCUCGCCGGCCGCCCGCCGUCUAUAGUUGGCCGUCUCCCUGCGGACGGCAGCGCGGCUCGGCGGGGUAGGAGGCCCACCAGCGCACUUCUGGCUGUUCAAUACACACGACUCAACACCACUGUCGUGGAAAA
Messenger RNA from Amphibalanus amphitrite, 2490 nucleotides. RefSeq names its product homocysteine-responsive endoplasmic reticulum-resident ubiquitin-like domain member 2 protein. Gene Ontology annotation, molecular function: protein binding. Bases 308 to 1555 code for a protein of 415 amino acids. The transcript is spliced from 7 exons. Gene Ontology annotation, biological process: endoplasmic reticulum unfolded protein response. Lineage: Eukaryota; Metazoa; Arthropoda; Thecostraca; Balanomorpha; Balanidae. The record is from RefSeq and is a predicted model, not a curated record.